AGCAGACCUCGCUCGGAAGACCAAAGCUGAGCAAUGGACACCAAAUCGCAUCUCUAUCCGCAAGCGCCGGACGCGCCGCCGCAAUAUGGCGACCUGGGCGGCCCGUCAAUGAUUCCGACGGAGAUGCCGCCGUCGGCGUUGCCUGCGUCCGUCAUCAACGUGCAACAGCCGCAGGUCUACAUGCAGGGUGUGGCACAAAAUCAUUUGGGCCGAGUGCCAACUGUGGCCACCUGCCCCUCGUGUCAGGCGCGUCUGCUGACCACGGUUAAGCACGAGCCCAGCACCAAGACCCAUCUCUUGGCGCUGCUGAUUUGCCUGGUGGGCGGCAUCUGUUGCUGCUGUGUGCCGUACUGUGUGGACUCCUGCCAGAGCGCCGUGCACACCUGCUCCAGCUGUGGCGCCUUCGUGGGCACCUAUCAGAACUGAAGCAGUUCGAGCUGGUUUGAAAUACAAACGAAAUCUUAAAAUACUUAACAUUACGGAGUUUGUAAUGUCUUCAAGAUAUUCCACACGAUUUUCGGUAUUAAUUAUCUAUUAGCUAUCUGAAACUUGAAUGUUUUUUAAUUUGAAAAAAUAUUAAAUUAAUUUAAAAUUAAAUAACAAACAGAAUUUGUAUAUGAUGCACACACAUUAUAUAUUUUCACUUAAU
Drosophila novamexicana is the source of this 649-nucleotide messenger RNA. Its product is annotated as lipopolysaccharide-induced tumor necrosis factor-alpha factor homolog. The record is from RefSeq and is a predicted model, not a curated record. Gene Ontology annotation, molecular function: zinc ion binding. NCBI's taxonomy places the organism in Eukaryota, Metazoa, Arthropoda, Insecta, Diptera, Drosophilidae. The transcript is spliced from 3 exons. Bases 34 to 426 code for a protein of 130 amino acids.